This is a messenger RNA of Penaeus monodon (black tiger shrimp), 1660 nucleotides long. RefSeq names its product NADH dehydrogenase [ubiquinone] flavoprotein 1, mitochondrial-like (gene ND-51). Gene Ontology annotation, biological process: mitochondrial electron transport, NADH to ubiquinone. The record is from RefSeq and is a predicted model, not a curated record. Lineage: Eukaryota; Metazoa; Arthropoda; Malacostraca; Decapoda; Penaeidae. Gene Ontology annotation, molecular function: NAD binding; 4 iron, 4 sulfur cluster binding; FMN binding.
GUAUAUGGGCCCUUGGCUGAUGCUGACCGCAUUUUUACCAACCUCUAUGGCCGACAUGAUUGGAGGUUAAAGGGUGCUCUUGCCCGUGGAGAUUGGUACAAGACCAAGGAGAUCAUUGUAAAAGGGCAUGAUUGGAUUCUGAAUGAGAUCAAGGCCUCAGGUCUCAGAGGGCGUGGAGGUGCUGGCUUUCCUUCGGGCAUGAAGUGGAGCUUCAUGAAUAAGCCCUCUGAUGGCAGACCCAAGUACCUGGUGGUCAAUGCUGAUGAGGGAGAGCCUGGCACAUGCAAGGACAGGGAGAUUAUGCGUCAUGACCCUCACAAGCUCGUUGAGGGUUGCUUGAUUGCUGGACGUGCAAUGGGGGCUAGGGCUGCUUACAUUUACAUCCGUGGAGAGUUCUACAAUGAAGCUUCUAACAUGCAAGUAGCAAUUAAUGAGGCCUACAAAGCUGGCUUCAUUGGCAAGAAUGCUUGUGGUUCUGGCUAUGACUUUGAUGUCUUCAUGCACCGUGGUGCAGGAGCUUAUAUCUGUGGUGAGGAGACUGCCCUCAUUGAAUCUUUGGAGGGCAAGCAGGGAAAGCCUCGUCUUAAGCCCCCUUUCCCUGCUGAUGUGGGUGUGUUUGGUUGCCCCACAACUGUUGCCAAUGUGGAGACUGUUGCCGUUGCUCCUACUAUCUGUCGCCGUGGUGGAAGUUGGUUUGUUGGGCUGGGACGCACUCGUAACAGUGGAACCAAGCUCUUCAACAUCUCAGGCCACGUCAACCAUCCAUGCACCGUUGAAGAAGAAAUGUCAAUUAAUCUGAGGGAACUGAUUGAGCGCCAUGCUGGUGGUGUAACUGGAGGCUGGGAUAACUUGCUUGGCAUCAUCCCAGGUGGUUCCUCAACACCCAUCAUUCCACAGAAGGUUUGUGAAGAAGCAAUCAUGGACUUUGAUGGUCUUGUGGCUUGCCAGACGUCUCUUGGAACAGCGGCUAUCAUUGUGAUGAAUAAGCAGACAGAUGUUAUCAAGGCUAUUGCUCGCUUAAUUGAAUUCUACAAGCACGAAUCCUGUGGCCAAUGCACACCUUGCCGUGAAGGAGUCAAUUGGAUGCACAAGAUUAUGGGCAGAUUUGUAAAGGGAGAUGCACGCACGGAGGAGAUUGAUGCCCUGUGGGAGGUGUCCAAGCAGAUUGAAGGGCAUACUAUUUGUGCAUUGGGUGAUGGAGCAGCAUGGCCAGUGCAAGGCCUGAUCCGCCACUUCAGACCAGUGAUUGAGGAACGCAUGGCCCAAUUUGAAGCCACCAAACAGGCUGUAUCAAAUUAAGAUUUCAAGAUUGAAAAAAAAGUAGAAAGAUGUAGAUAUUUCUGGGCCAUGGAGAGGGAGUGGCCACAAUUCUGGUAAUUGUUGUUGGUUCAUACAUCUUCAACAAUUUUUUUUUUUUUUUUUCAGGUUAUAUUUGGACUUUGGUAACACUAAUUUGCCAUUACAGACUCCCUUCUGGUCUGGAUUAUGUUAUAAUUCUUUUAAGAAAACAAUUCUUUAAACUACCCAAUAAUUGAAACAUUGCCCUAUUUUCUCCAAAUGUUGAGUGCAUUUUUUUUUUUAUAACUAAAGUGUAAAUAGGUUAUUUAAUGUAAUUUAGAGGUUAUUCUGUAACUUCAUGUAUGAAAGAAAAUAUAUGUAU